AUGUCUUAUGAGAAUCUUAUUGGUUGUGGUAUGGCCAAUGGUGUUGCUGUACAGGAGAGAUCCUUUCCUCCACCUCCUCCACCAAAUAGAAGAACCUCUUCAUGUACCUUCUACUCCUUUCUUUUCUCACUCCUACUACCCAUUACCGCCUCCAUACUCCUCUACCACCUAGACUCAUUCGACCCGGCUCCGUAUCCACUCCCGGAUCACACUCAGCCUCCACUCAAAGCCUUGACUAAAAACGACCGGAUUCUACACGGAUCCGACCGGGUAGGUGUGGGGCGCCUUCAAGCACCGGAAGAUUUAGCUUACGAUGCCAAGUUGGGAGUGAUAUACACCGGCUGCGGAGACGGGUGGAUCAAGCGAGUGAGGUUUAAUGAAUCGGUAUCUGACUCGGUCAUCGAUGAUUUGGUCAACACCGGUGGACGACCACUAGGAAUUGCUAUUGGACACUACCAUGAACUAAUCGUCGCCGAUACUUACAAGGGGCUGUUGAAUAUAACUAGUAGUGAUGGUUCUGUGCAAGUGCUAACUCAAGAGGCAGAGGGUGUAAAGUUCAAGCUUACUGAUGGCGUUGGUGUAGCAAACGAUGGCAUGAUAUACUUCACUGAUGCUUCCUACAAAUAUAAUUUUCAUGAGUUCAUAUGGGAUAUCUUAGAGGGCAAACCCCAUGGACGACUAAUGAGCUAUGAUCCUGCAACCAAGGAGACCAAGGUCUUACUUAAAGACCUUUAUUUUGCUAAUGGAAUUGCUGUCUCACCUGAUCAGACAUUUGUCGUAUACUGCGAAACUCCCUUGAGAAGAUGCAGUAAAUACUACAUUCACGGUGAGAAGAAAGGAUCUGUUGAUGACUUUAGUCCUAAUCUGCCUGGUUACCCUGAUAACAUCCAUUUCGAUGGUCAAGGUCGCGCUUGGAUUGCAUUUUCCACGGAAAAAACAUUACUUUGGGAUCUAACAAUCAGAUAUCCCGUCAUCAGAAAAGUUACAGGAAUUGUGGAGAAGUACGUGGGGACACCAUUCAUAGGGAAAAAUGGUGGUGUUCUGGUUGUUGAUUCUGAAGGUAAACCUUGUGAACACUACUACGACCCUGGAUUAACAUUGAUCUCAAGUGGAAUCAAAAUUGGAGAUCAUCUUUAUUGCGGUUCUAUCAAUAACCCUUACAUUGUUCGCCUCGAUCUUUCUAAAUACCCUGCUCUUCCAGCAUAUGAACAAUGAUCGCUCGUGUGGUUGCAUAAGGCCCUUCGUUUCAGGAAGUUAUCUCUUGUUCUUCAAUGUAAGGAAAAAAAAAACAUGUAUCAAUAAGAACUAAUACUAUGAGAAUUUGUAAUAUGUUGAUGAAACAUCUUUGGUUUCUGGAAAUACAUGGUUUGUAAACUUUUAACACUCAA
Tripterygium wilfordii is the source of this 1388-nucleotide messenger RNA. RefSeq names its product protein STRICTOSIDINE SYNTHASE-LIKE 6-like. Gene Ontology annotation, biological process: biosynthetic process. The transcript has 5 exons. Gene Ontology annotation, molecular function: strictosidine synthase activity. NCBI's taxonomy places the organism in Eukaryota, Viridiplantae, Streptophyta, Magnoliopsida, Celastrales, Celastraceae. The coding region runs from base 1 to 1215 and encodes 404 amino acids. The record is from RefSeq and is a predicted model, not a curated record.